CCUGCCUGAGAGUGUGCGGUCCGUUGGACGGGAGCUCACCCGACCUCCAUCAUCUCCGCGAGAGACACCAGCAAGGUUGUAGUUCGGUGUUCUCCACGUCUCACUCCAACUUCUCUGGCGCUGGACCAACUCUGGCGGCGUGCUUUUUUCCGCCAGGGGGCUAACACGACGACCUCAACGACAAAUACUUCCGCCGACAACAAUCAUGGUCGCAUGUCGGCAUCAAGGAUGCGCCGAGCGUGCGUCGUUCGGCGUUGAAGGGGGCCGUGUUAGGGCGGCAGAAUUCUGCUCUGGACACGCGGAAAACGGGAUGGUAGACUUCUGCAAGAAGACCGGCGGCCAUCCAGGCUGCUGCAUGGAACAUCCGUCGUGCGGCAUGGAGGGUUGCACGUACUGCUCCCGUCACGGCAAUCCGGGGAUGCUGGUGAACUUCGAUGUGAAGAGGUGCGGUCAUCCGGUGUGCACCAAGUGGCCGUCGUACGGCGUAGAGGGUUGCAAGAUGGCGGGUCUCUGCCCUCAGCUUUCGAAGGACGGAAUGACCUAUGUAGUGGAGGGGAGAGGGCAGAGCCCGCGGCAGCACGCAGACGACAACGAAACUCUGCCUUUCGGCGUGGGCGGUAGCAAGGCGGCGGAGUUCUGCCCACAUGCGCAGGAGGCGAAUACGGCUAACGUCGGUCAGCUGGGCCGCAAACGUCCAGCUUGUGGGGUGGAAGGCACGCCGACCAUCAAGUUCGGUGCAUCCAACUCGAAGGCUGGGACGGCGAACGUCGUAGCCAGCAAGAGGAAGAAGCUGUGCAACCAUCCCGGGUGCAACACGAAGCCUCUGUUCGGGGAAGGGGGGACCGAGGAGACCAAGUUCUGCGGGCAUCAUUCGAAACCGGGCAUGGUGAACUUGACCACCAAGAGGUGCGGCCACAGCGGCUGCGAUGCGACACCGUCGUACGGCGUGGAAGGCUGCAAGGUAAGGGAGUUCUGUCCGCGUCAUGCGAAGCCAGGCAUGGUGGAUGUCGUCGCCAGGAGGUGCGGCAACGCCGGUUGCUCGACGAUGCCGUCGCACGGGGUCGACGGCAGCAAGAUGGCGGAGUUCUGCCCGCGGCACGCGAAGGACGGAAUGGUAGAUGUCUUCAAGAGGAAAAGGUUCAAGCUCACUGUGGCGAGCUUGGCAGCCAAGCAAACGAACAAGAAGCGUUUACACUCCGAGAAGAAGAAGGAAGGCAAGGGGACAGAGAGCGCUACGGUGAAUGAGGACGACACACUUCUCGGUCGUUCCAGCGAGCGGCACAGCAGGGUGAUGAAGAGGAGAGCGAAGGGGGAAGGCAAGAAGACAGAAGGGAAGGCUAGGGUGGAUGAUGAUGACAAAUUACUCGGACGUUCCGGUGGCGAGCGGCGCAGCAGGGCGAUGAAGAGGAGAGCGAAGAGGACCCCGCGGCGCGGCAGCGCUGCUGAGCGGGAGGGCAGGGGUGCGGAGGCUCGCCGAACCGAGGCCGGGGAGAAGCGGAAGAGAGCCCUCUUCCUGGGAGUGACCUUCGUGGAAGAACACGACGCCGAGUUCCUGGGCGAGCUAGCCAAGAGAGUGAGGCGAUUCAAGACGUUGGAGAAGAAGCUGCGCAACAAAGUUACGGAGGGCAACAUGAAUCCGUUAAGGGACACGAUUAGGGUGCUGGCGACGGAGACGCAAGGGUACAGGGUUAGCUGCGUCAGCAAGGUCUCGGUAUCGAGAGGGCCCGGCAGUUCGGCAAAGGGCCGCCCGGUGAGCCGGAGGCAUCUCCUCGAGACCGACAUGUCCAACACGACAGCAUCCAGAGGACUCUUGCGCAGCGGGAAGUGGGGCGACGUCAAGUUUGAGAAGGUGCUCCUGGACCACUUCUGGCUGCCGGACUCGGAGACAUGGCUGAACAAGAACUACAUGGCUAACGACGGGGGCCUGAUCAGAAACCUGAUCAGCAUGACCAAGCCCGAGACGCGGUUGCUCAGCGACGACUUCGAGGUCAUACUGCCGAUCAACCGGGGAUUCUUGGAGCUUUUGCUGCCGCAUUUCUCGGAGCUGGACAAGCACUUCACGGUGGCGUUCCUGGUGGGACAGGGGCUCAAUGACCUGAAAAAGAGCCACCUCGCCCUCCAGGCCGGCGAUCUCAUCCCCGAUGACAUCAUGAUGGGGGUCUACGGGAAGAACAAGGAACGCCAGCUGUCUAUCCUUGGAGUGAAGGAGCCCACUCAGGAAAUGGUGAAGGUGCUUCGCAACCACGGGGUAGAGCCUUGGAAUUUCUGCCAUGCGCGGUUUCUCAGGCUGACGAAGUCUGCAGGACCCCGACGCCCGAUUUUGUCGAGAUGGAGGAAAAUGCUUCGGCCAAGUUCGUGGACCAUUUGGCCCACGGUCUCGCACAGAUGGCGGUUCCUUCGUCAGCGAUGCCGGUUGACUAGCGCCCGCCGCUACCGCACCUGCCGCAGCAACAGGCGAGGGGGCUUCGCAGGCGAAUGGUCGUCCUCGAACUGCUACUUGGCGUCCUUGGUGGUGUUGCUCGCCAGCCGAUCCCGUGCUUUGUUGUGAUGGGAGGUGUGCUCUCUGUGUGUUUGUGUGUACCACCAGAUACCUAGGAAUGAUCAAUGUGUGGGAACGUGCUUCGCAGUGCCCAGAGGUAUCCAGCAUUCUGGCGCUUUACCACUGCGGUGUCUGGCAAGCUAGUCACACAAAUAUUUUACAGUCGUCUUACUCUAGAGCUUCACUGCAGCGAAGGUGUGUUUUUUCGUGUUCGCGAGGGUCAUUUCAACCCGAUAUUGUGGUGGUUUAUAGCUACAAAGAGUCCACCGAUCCAGGCACAGAGAUUAUUUCAGCAGUCUGCGUCCUAUCGUUAAAGUAUUAUGUGAGUUGCGGGACACUGGUCUCUUGCAGCACCUUUUGCCCGCUUUCCGUUCCCCGCUCUGGGACAGAUUCGGAGGGACGUACGACGCGCAGAGCUAGUUACCCCCCCUCCGUCAAUAUCAAAGUUGCUUGUUGUACACGCCGUGUGUGUGAACCUUUGGAAAUUUGAGACGUUGUUCUUCUUUCGUGUUGUGUCGACUGUGUAUCUUAUCACGAUGUCAUCGUAGAUUCAAGGAAGGCGGGGUGUUUUUUUGCUGUGCACAUGUACGUGGCUACUAGGAAUAUUUCGCGCAAGCGUGUGUGCAGAGAGUGGUGUCCAGACGAACAGAUUGUCUUCACAUUGGGCGUCGUAUGCGUUUCCGAAUUUACUGAUAUUUGUUUGGUGACCGUUCUGUCAAGUCUUGUUGGUAAUGGGCGGACGGGCACUUCGUAACAAAAUCGUAGAAUGGUGCCGAGUUUUUCAGAUUGUACACCUACGGACACGCGGGGUGCAUUUACGGGUGAGAUGCUAUGCCAGGGGCGUAUCUGCAUCAACAAUGGGUCUCGGAUAUUCUAUGCGUCACGUAGAGGAUGAAGCCUCUCCGCUUUCCAGGAGGGGCGUAGUUUCGAUGUUAUAUCACAGUUUAUUUGUUGCGUUUGCACAGCCGUCUGUUGUAAGACACAAAAGUUGCAAGGUGUUGUGCGGGCUGGGAGUGUGUAGAAAUUGUU
This is a messenger RNA of Ectocarpus sp. CCAP 1310/34, 3568 nucleotides long. The record is from the annotation of a GenBank genome assembly. Lineage: Eukaryota; Phaeophyceae; Ectocarpales; Ectocarpaceae.